AUGGUCAAGAAACGUGUUCUCCUCUGGGACUACACCAACACUCGUGAUGUGAAGUGGGCUAUGGACAAAAUCAACUUCAAAGGCCCACUUCACUCAUGCAGCAACUGGAACACCUGGUACCCUGAUGAACUGAAGCAUCGCCUACCCUUCCGCCCCAUGAUUCAUGGGAAGAAUAACCUGACCGGCGGAGAGUGGCAAAAUAUCUUGAAGACCAAUGAAGAAGUGAUUCACUUUUUCAACGAGCCCGAGCGCGCAGGUAUCUCACCAGAAGAGGCAGCCAAGAUCUGGAACGACCAGGUUCUUGCUCUUCGUACUUCCCAUCACAAAAGACUGGUCAGUCCCUCAUGUGCUUCUGACCCAGCCGGUAUCGCUUGGAUCAAGAAGUGGAUGAAUCUGGUUGCCAAGAACCCUCCAGACUACCUUGGGCUGCACUGGUAUGGCACCAAAGGCGACGAGAUGAUCCGGUAUCUCGAGAGCAUGCACAAGGAACAUCCACAUCAACCCAUCAUCGUCUCAGAAUGGGCAUCGACUUCCCGAAGCUACCCCGAUGUCUUAGGGCUGACGGUGCAGCUUGCGAACUGGAUGGACAGUACGCCUUGGGUCGCCGAAUAUGCGCUUUUCGGGUGUAUGAGACAGAUGGCUGAUGACUUUGUCUCCCCUGAGGCGCAGUUGAUGAACAAAGAUGGAAGCUUCACUGAUUUGAUGUGGAAGUAUAUGUCGGACCAACCUAUGCAUAUCUAG
This is a messenger RNA of Aureobasidium namibiae CBS 147.97, 741 nucleotides long. RefSeq lists its product as uncharacterized. Gene Ontology annotation, biological process: fungal-type cell wall polysaccharide metabolic process. The coding region runs from base 1 to 741 and encodes 246 amino acids. Gene Ontology annotation, cellular component: fungal-type cell wall. NCBI's taxonomy places the organism in Eukaryota, Fungi, Ascomycota, Dothideomycetes, Dothideales, Saccotheciaceae. The transcript has a single exon. The record is from RefSeq and is a predicted model, not a curated record.